UUUGGGACAACCAUGACCUGAACGACUGAGACUCCCCAUAGACAAAUAUAGUAUUGUAUUAUUUUCUUCUUUCUUAGCCCUGUUACAAACAAAAUUUCAAUUAAUUAGUCUUAAAUAUUAACAUUUUAGAAAUCCACAUUGUUUGAAAAACUUGCCAGCUGAUUUUAAGGAUUUCAAAUCCAAGGAUUAUGGUUUGACAAAAAAGACUAAAAGCAAUUAAAAAUGGAGACUUAGGCUACAAAGAAUCUUCCAGUGUUCAUCUUAUGACUGAAGCAGAACUAGAGAGGCUGGGACUAAAAUCUACUCUUAAGUCAUGAAAAUUCAGAUUAAUCUCUCUCUAUUUCACAAAGUUCUUAUGAUGGUAGAAUUAAGGGAGAAAAUGUGAAAAAAUAUGUUUUUCUUUUGUUAUUAGGCUCUUUAAAAACAGGCUUUUCUGGCUCGAAACAAAAUGAAUAAAUCAACACUGCUGCGGUUUCCUCUCUACCAGCUUCUUAAGAACGUUAGGAAGCCUUCUUGGAGAAACUUCUGCUGGAAAUCUAGCAGUGGCUUUACUUUUCCAUAUGGACAGCGAGUUAAUUCCCCACAAUCCUUUUUUUCAUGGGGGAGGAUGUUUUCAAAAGGGGUGAGAUCUGGACUGGAGUGUCCAGCAGCAGCAGAACAGCAAACACCUGAGCUCUCUGCCAAGGAGCAAAGACUUCUGAGCAAGUUGUACACUGGACUGAUCCAAGGACACAGGGCCUGUCUGGCGGAAGCCAUUACACUCAUAGAAUCAACCCAUAAGAGGAAAAAAGAAGUUGCUCAAGUUCUUCUUCAGAAGGUAUUAUCCCACCACCGAGAACAAGAACAGUUAAAUAAAGGAAAGCCACUAGCCUUUAGAGUGGGAUUAUCUGGCCCCCCUGGUGCUGGAAAAUCAACAUUCAUUGAAUGUUUUGGGAAAAUGCUGACUGAAAGAAGACACAAAGUAUCUGUCUUGGCAGUGGAUCCUUCUUCUAGUACUACUGGUGGCUCCCUCUUGGGUGAUAAAACACGAAUGACUGAGUUGUCAAGAGAUCUGAAUGCUUACAUCAGACCAUCUCCAACCAGAGGAACAUUGGGCGGAGUAACACGGACUACAAAUGAAGCCAUUUUGCUGUGUGAAGGAGGAGGUUAUGAUAUUGUUCUUGUUGAAACAGUAGGAGUGGGUCAGUCAGAGUUUGCAGUUGCCGAUAUGGUGGAUAUGUUUGUAUUGCUGCUGCCACCAGCAGGAGGUGAUGAGUUACAGGGUAUCAAGCGAGGUAUCAUUGAAAUGGCAGAUCUUGUUGUUAUAACCAAAGCAGAUGGAGACCUCAUUGUGCCAGCACGGAGGAUUCAAGCAGAAUAUAUUAGUGCUUUAAAAUUGCUUCAUAAACGCUCAAAAGUUUGGAGACCAAAGGUAAUGCGCAUCUCUGCCAAAACCGGAGAAGGCAUUUCGGAUGUAUGGGAUAAGAUGACAGAAUUCCAAGAGCUCAUGCUUAGAAGUGGUGAGUUGCUUGCCAAACGCAGGAGGCAGCAAAAAGUGUGGAUGUGGAAUGUAAUCCAAGAAAGCAUGCUGGACCAUUUCCGGCAACACUCAGAAGUGAAGGAUCAAAUUCCUCUCCUGGAAGACAAGGUUGUUGAUGGGAUCCUAACUCCUGGGCUUGCUGCAGACCUCCUGCUCAGGGCUUUUAAAGAGAAACCCUGAUUCUUUUCUGUACAUGGCCUGAUGAUAUGAAAUAAAUGAUAUAAAUGUAUAUAGCAUUUUAAAAAAAAAU
Messenger RNA from Thamnophis sirtalis, 1769 nucleotides. It is a transcript of the gene MMAA, whose product is annotated as metabolism of cobalamin associated A. Gene Ontology annotation, cellular component: cytoplasm. The record is from RefSeq and is a predicted model, not a curated record. Gene Ontology annotation, molecular function: GTP binding; GTPase activity. Lineage: Eukaryota; Metazoa; Chordata; Lepidosauria; Squamata; Natricidae.